AGCCCAUUAUGUUUACGUGUCCCAUAACUGAAAACCCAUUACUUACCUCAUUAGUAGUCUAUAACUAGAGAGGGGCUUUUCUCUUUUCUUAAUUUUUUUUUUUUUUUCUGUUGAGUAAGACGUUUGGUUGAAAAGUGUUUGGAUAGCAGGAAAAUGAUGGAGAAAGCAGCAGCAGCAACAUUGGGAUGGAAUUAUCAGUCACCUCCACGUCCUUGGUCUUCUUCAUCAAGAAAAAUCAACUUCAAUACCAAACCAACCUGGCUUCUUUCUACUCUUGCUGAUGUAGAGGAGAGGAUGAAGAUUUUAGCAAUUAACCACCAAAACGAAGAAGACGAAGGUGACACAUUCGCAGAGCGUGCAGAAUCUUACUACAGAAAGCGUCCUCAACUCUUAGCCUUACUCCAAGACCUCUACAACGCCUAUCUCACUUUAUCCGAUAAGUUAUACUCUCAAUCUUCAAACCCUAAUAACAAAUCCGGCCAUCAUCGUAGGCAUUCCUCCCAAGUCUCCGACUACUACUACGACACCACCGUCACCGACAUCGAAUCCGAUUUAGAGAGCUCUCUCUCAUACCAACAACCGAUGAUGGGAGUUAUUAGUUAUGAUCAAAACCCUAGUGAUGACGUCAUCGCGGAGCUUGUCAUGAAGAAUGUGGAGCUAGAGGUGGUGAUGGAGGAGCUGGGACGGUCGGAGAGGAGGUGCAGUGAGUCGUCCAGGAAGAUAGAGCUGCAAAGGAGCCUGCUGGAGGUGCUGGAGUCGGAGAGGCUGGUGUUGCUGAACGAGAACGCGAGGCUCGAGUACAAGGCAGCGGCGCUGGCGGAGGAGAACAAAGGGUUGGCGUCGGAGUCGAUGUUCAUGCGGAGGAGAGCCGGGGAGCUUGCGAGGUGUGUGCUGAAGAUGAGGGAGGACCAGAGGGUUUGCAUGCAGCAGGGACAGAUUCAUGGGUUGGAGAAGAGGAACAGAGACUACUACUAUGGUCAGCCUGUUUUUUUGACAAGUAGUACUAGUUCAUCAUCAGGAGAUAAUCAGGAAUGUGUGAAGAAGAAGAAGAAGAAUAAUGAGGUUUUUUUUUAUGGUUGCCUUCAGAUGAAGAAGCUUAACCAGAUCAGUCUGAUAUUAAAAAGAAAUCAAAGUCAAAGUGGUAGCAAUAUUGUUGGAAAGAAGGGUUGGUGGGAAAGGGUCAAGAGCAUGGACUUGUUUCUAUGUGGGGUCAAUCCUAGUUCUUCUGCUUAAUUGAUGCUCUUUUUUUCUUUUCUUUUUUUCAUUUUUUUGGCUAAGUUUCUAAUAUAUAUAUAUAUAAUAGUUACAUAUAUAUAUAUAUAUAUAGGAGAUCUUCUGUCAUCUUAUUAACUAUGUUUCUAGGUAGAUUCAAAACCGGGGAGUAAAAUCUCUCUUUGUAAACCAUGUCUAGAAACUUUUAGUAUAGCAUGUAUGGUAAUGUUAGUAGCCAAAUAUUAAAGCUAA
Messenger RNA from Morus notabilis, 1464 nucleotides. RefSeq names its product kinase-interacting family protein. NCBI's taxonomy places the organism in Eukaryota, Viridiplantae, Streptophyta, Magnoliopsida, Rosales, Moraceae. The record is from RefSeq and is a predicted model, not a curated record. Gene Ontology annotation, molecular function: actin binding.